UGUAACUGUCCUGCACAUGUAAAUUGAACUGCAUGAUCUCUCGGAGCAAUCUCAUCCUGUUCCUGACGAAGAUCUUCCACCACUUCUUCGAAAUUGGUCACUCCAAAUCUGCUUUUGCUUGGAUGCUGUUUGUGGUUGUUUGCGACCCCUCCAAAUGAUUGGGUUAAACCAAGCUCACCUUUUUGAAGCAAGACUGAGGCUCCGGUUUUCCCAAUUUCCUGACUUUUCAGACUUCCUGGUCCAUGUUUCUUCACAAUCAGCAAGAAAGCCAAGAAUCGUAAUCAGGAUACAGGAGCCAGACCGCGAUGCAUAUCCUUGCAAAAGUUGCUGGCGGCGAAGUUGACGAGCAUUACGAUGUUCUCCAGGCAUUUUUUGCUGAAGGUGCCGACGGUUCGGGCUUAGUGAUGACGUUCCAACGGCAACUCUCUGCAGAAGAGCCGUGGAAUGGUGAUCCUUCAACAGACGAUUAUUUCAACAACAGUUAUUGCAUCACCCUCGGAUCUGAAGAGACGAUAUAUGGAGGGCUAGAGCAGGUCUCAUUUCUGGAUUCCCAAGGAUAUUUCUAUUUCUCCGAUCAUGUGGCUGCCGAUCUCGGUACAGGACAACGACUCGUCGUUGAUUUUGAGGUGUCUGAGCAAGACCUACAGCGCUUUCAACAGUUUCUCAUGGAAGCAGUGACAUGGGGAGUCCCUAGUCAGAUCCCUCGACUCAACGGUUUAGCCUUCAAAAGUUCCAUCAUGGAAGCUCCCAACACUCAGCCAAACGAGCCAGAAGAAAGAAUUAAGGCCCGCAAUCACAGAAACGAUCACCUCGAAUUCAAAUUCAUCUCCCAAGAGCAACUGGAUCGCGAAGGUGGAAACCCUCCUCCACCCCACAAGCACAUCAUCGAGCACAUCGUCGACUAUCUUUCCAACCCAUCUCAUCUCCCGUCUCACCUCGAACUCGAAUUCGUCUCCCAAGAGCAACUGGACCGUGAAGGCGGAAACCCUCCUGAUGAUGUAGCCGGUUCUAGCGAACCAUCCCUUGAGGACAUCGAAUAUCUUUCCAACUUGACUCCUUUCCAGCAGAAAAUAUACGAUAGCCUGCGCGGUUUGGGCUGGAUUGAUACCAACAUUUGCAACUUUCUGAUCCAGCUUGAGAACAUACGAGGACACAUACGGGCUGAACUGAGAAUGAAGGGGCAGAGUGAGACCGAUAUUCAAAAGCUCGAGGAUAUCUGUAAGACAGAUAUGAAGGAUUUCUCGUAUCUCCGACGGUCUGGCGCCAACCGGGCCCUCGAGGAAUACCAGACUGAGCUAUAUCUGCUGCAUGAAAACAAGAGACAAAGAAGGGUUAUGUUAAAUGAAGAAUAGUUUCUUCUUCGUCCCUUUUUCGUUUAAUUACGAGGCUCACUGGAAGGCAUGUAUACUGUAUCUCGGCGGCAGCUCAUUGUAUCGCCACAUUCUUCCCAUUCAGCCAAUGGGAGAAACUGAAGCUGAUCCGGCUACAGCGGUCCUGUGGCACAAUCAGGGGCAGGGCUGAGAGAGUACGAGGCGAAGGGUGUGCGAUCGAAGUUACCGGGAGUGGGGCCAUAUUGCCAAUUUCCAUCCCAUGGGUCGACCGUCUCGGGCUGAUAAUCAUCGUCAUCAAAAUGGCUAUUGGUCAUUGUGAGUUAUCGUUUCGUGAUGAGGGUAGCUUAAGCAGAACUGUAAGAGUGUUAGCCAAGCAUCUCUGGUAUCCAAUAAGAUCCGAUCCCGCGGCAUGAAUGAUAAGCAAUGUGGAGAUUUCGAAAAGAAGCCUUACUGUUAGCCUUUCCACCAAUUUGACCCGAGAUGGACACCCAGGGAAGCGGUAGGCUCUCUGCACUGAAGCAACUGCAAGAUGCAGAAGAGGAUUGUUGACUAGUUGCC
Molecule: messenger RNA, 1889 nt
Organism: Aspergillus alliaceus
Lineage: Eukaryota; Fungi; Ascomycota; Eurotiomycetes; Eurotiales; Aspergillaceae
Product: immunity protein 7-domain-containing protein
Exons: 2
Coding region: 306-1352 (348 amino acids)
Source: RefSeq, a predicted model, not a curated record